AUGAGGCUUUCCCAAAUGCAGCCGGAUGUCAUCACCUACAGUGGGGUUAUCAGUGCUUGUGCGCACAGCAGUGACUGGCUCAUGGUUUUGGCUCUCUUGCACCAGAUGGGCACAGACACCCAGAUUCCAGAUGUGAUCAUUUAUGGAAGUGCCAUCAAAUUCGCAGAAAAGGCGGGCCAGUGGCAAAUUGCUGCAGAACUUCUUGAGAUGAUGGAAAUGGCCGAUGUGCUACCAAACGUGAUCAGCUGCAACAGCGCCAUCAGCUCCUGUGAGAAGGCUGGAGAAUGGCUGGCAGCGCUGAUGUUGCUCCUGUCUUUUGAGGGAAGGGGGCUUCAGGCCGACGUUAUCAGCUUCAAUGGUGCCAUCAGCGCUUGUGAGAAAGUGCGGAAUUGGCUGGCAGCCCUCAGCCUUCUGCAAAUGACCAAGUGCUGGUAUGUCGUGCCAGACGUCAUCAGCUUCAGCGGAGUCAUCAGUGCUUGCGAGAAGUCCACGGCUUGGCGACAAGCCCUGAGUUUGCUUGGCGGGAUUCGCUCAGCUGAGCUGCUUCCUGAUGUGAUUGCCUGCAGCAGCGCAGUCAGCGCUUGUGAGAAGGCCAGCCGCUGGCUUGCAGCCCUCAGUCUGCUAAUGUCCCUGCCGAAGGACGAGGUGAGGCCCAACGUCAUUACGUGGAACAGUGUCAUCAGUGCCUGCGAGGGGGUAGGCCUUUGGGAGUGCGCGUUGCAUCUCCUGGAGACGAUGCAGGGCUUUCUCCUUGUCCCCGACGUCGUUACCUACAGCUCGGCGAUCAGCGCCUGUGGCAAACGGGCGCUUGGUGCCUGGCAGACGGCCCUGGCCUUGCUCAGGCGCUUGGCACUCGGCGCGAAUGCGGUCAGCUUCAACGCUGCGAUCCAGGCGUGCGCCGCGGCCUGGCAGUGGCAAAGGUCUCUUGCGCUUCUCGACGACAUGGGGCCUAGGAGCCUGCAAGCUGAUGUCCUCAGCUUUCGUGCUGCAGUAUGGGCGUGCGAAUGCGAAUGGCACUGGAUGCCAGCCCUUCAUGUGCUGAAGAAGCUCGAGGGUCUUCCGCGGGGCUCCAGCUCCAGCUCCCCACAGGCCCUCUUCGAUCGGAUGAACCAGCUUGCCGAGGAGGGCGACGUCCUCGCUGCCGAGCGCUGCUUCAGCGCCCUUCGUGCGGUGCUGCCCAAGGAGACGAUCCGCAAGCUGUACCACACCAAUCUCAAGGCUUGUGCCAAUGCUGGAGCCUUCCGGAAAGCUCUGGUCGUCUUCGCUCGCAUGCGCGAAGACGGGGUGCGCCCAUCUCCUCGCAGCUUCGGCAAACUGAUGAACGCCGCCGCUCGCAGCAGCGAAGCCAACUGGGCUCUGCUGCUGCUCAAAGCGCAGGAGCAGGUCACCGGCAACGACCUUCCCUCCCUGGGAGCUUUGUUGGAUGCCUUUGCAAGGGCCGGGCAGAGCGAAGCGGCAGCUGCGCUUCUGCGGGAGGAGGCGACAGCUAUCGCUCCAGAUCGUCAGGCCUACAGCAUCGUGAUCAAGGCCUUUGCACAAGAAGGGCGACCCAGCGAGGCGGCCGCAUGGCUUCAACUGCUAGCUGAUCCUGACAUCGAAGCGUUCAACACCGUGAUGCACGGAUAUGCUCGCCUCGGGCAGGUUGAGGAAGCAGAAGCCUGGAUGGGCCGCGCGAUUGCCCUGCGCCUCGAGCCGAAUUUGGUGAGCUACACCACCUUAGUGGACUCUUGCGCCAAGUCCGGGCAGCCUGGCCGCGCUCUGCACUUCCUCAGACAGGCCGACCAGAAAGGGCUGGCCAUGGAAGCGAGACCCUACCAAGCCGCCAUCGACGCGUGCGCCAAGCUUGGUUACGUGGCAGAGGCGGAAAAGCUCUUCCAGGAAAUGCAGGCGUUGCACCUGGAUCCCGGCCUGGAGUCUUUCACUGGGCUCGUGCGCGCCGCCUCUCGUGCCGGGCAGCCUGCCGAGGUUGCUGAGUGCUGGCUUCGUCGCGCAGAAGCUACCCUCAAGGCCGAUGUGGUGAUUCUGAACUCUGUUAUCACGGCCUGGGCAAGGGCUAGAGAUGCGGAGCGAUGCCUCUUCUGGUUGGACGGAAUGACGUCCCGGAAGUUGGCUCCCACAGCUGCCUCCUUCACGAGUGCGCUAGCAGCAUGUGGAAGCGGCGCCAAAGGUCAGCAGAGGAGGACUGCAGAUGAGAUUUGGAGGCGACUGCUCCAGCACCCUGUGGACUUGGACCCUCGCCUCUGCGCUGCUGUGGAGAGGGCCCGGUUGCCUCUGCCUUGUCUGGGGUUCUUAAAGUGA
Symbiodinium sp. CCMP2592 is the source of this 2298-nucleotide messenger RNA. NCBI's taxonomy places the organism in Eukaryota, Dinophyceae, Suessiales, Symbiodiniaceae. The record is from the annotation of a GenBank genome assembly.